CUGAGAGGGAAAAUGGAGCUGCAAGCAGUUCAGCUGGACCGAGAAACUUUCUCCUGUCCGAUCUGUUUGGAUCUACUGAUGGAACCAGUGGCUAUUCCUUGUGGACACAGCUACUGUAUGAACUGUAUUAAAGAUCACUGGGAUAAACAGGAUCAGGAAGGAGUUCACAGUUGUCCAGAAUGCAGGAAAAUCUUCACACCAAGGCCUGUCCUGGAGAAAAACACCAUGCUAGCAGCUUUAGUGGAGCAGCUGAAGAAGACUGGACUCCAAGCUGCUCCUGCUGAUCACUGCUAUGCUGGACCUGAAGAUGUGGCCUGUGAUUUCUGCACUGGGAGGAAACUGAAAGCCAUCAAGUCCUGUUUAGUCUGUCUGGCCUCUUAUUGUGAGAAACACCUUCAGCCUCAUUAUGAUUCAGCUACAUUUAAGAAACACAAGCUGGUGGAACCGAACAAGAACCUGCAGGAGAACAUCUGCUCUGUGGAUGAACAUCAAGGCCACGACACAGUGUCAGCUGCAGCAGAAAGGACUGAGAGGCAGAGAAAGCUGGAGGAGACGAGGAAAGAUCCAGCAGAAUCCAGGACAGAGAGAAAGAUGUGA
Molecule: messenger RNA, 597 nt
Organism: Poeciliopsis prolifica (blackstripe livebearer)
Lineage: Eukaryota; Metazoa; Chordata; Actinopteri; Cyprinodontiformes; Poeciliidae
Product: E3 ubiquitin/ISG15 ligase TRIM25-like
Exons: 1
Coding region: 13-597 (194 amino acids)
Source: RefSeq, a predicted model, not a curated record